Spirodela intermedia is the source of this 2521-nucleotide messenger RNA. The record is from the annotation of a GenBank genome assembly. NCBI's taxonomy places the organism in Eukaryota, Viridiplantae, Streptophyta, Magnoliopsida, Alismatales, Araceae.
AUGGUCUGGAGCUUCUUCUUGUCGCUGAGCAUAGGGAGCGCCCAGUCGACAAGGUUUUGCUCCCUUGGCGGCCGCAACUUGUCUAGCGACCUCCUCCCCGUGAGCAGCUCCAGCAGAACGACCCCAAAGGUGUACACGUCGCUGCUCGCCGUCAGGUGCCCUGCGCACACCACGGAAGAAACCCUUCGGAUGAAUCCACCCACAUCCGGUUGUCGGCAGAAGUCCUCCGCUAGAAUAGAAAAUCCCCUUUUUCUCCGCGAUUCAGGCGGCGCAACCCAACGCAUCAUCCACCGCCACGGGCUGAACGUCGGAGAAGAGGACAACGUAUCGGAGCUCCAACAGCAUGGCUUCUGAUAUUCCCAUCUCAGGGAUAUCAGAGCCCAUCAGUCGGCGUAACCCAGCAACUACACACACAGUUCCUUACCGUCUACCGGUAUCAAAUGAUCGACGGCGCCAAGGCAAGCCGUGGAAAACCAGGAGAACGUUCACAGCAGUUAGCCUUCAAAGAGCUCAUAUCCUCUACCACUCUCUCGCCGGAGAACAAGCACGAGCUCUUAAAUCAUGAGAUCGCCGCAUAGGACAUAGCAGAAAACAGUGGCAAUGACCCAGAAAAGAAACAUAGCUCAAAGUCAACUCUCAAAUGGCCGAGAUUUUACCUGUCAUCACGUACUCCGGAGCUGCAUACCCCGGAGUUCCCAUAAUCCGAGUUGAGACGUGGGAUUCAUCGCCAACCGGCCCAUCUUUUGCCAGUCCGAAGUCCGAAAGCUUUGCAUUGUAGUCCUGACGACCCAUCAAAUAUCGAGGAUAAAUGACCGGCGAUUCAGAGCGUGAUAAUAUAGUUGCUGUGAAGAAUAUGGUGAUAAUCCGAAUACAGUGGAUGGGCCAUUCUGGUUCUCUGCUGUUCAUGUUCAUGUUCAUGUUCCUGUUGGAAGGCUGAUCAUCUUCUGAAUAAUUAGAGGACAGGGACGGAUGCAGCAAUGUUUUCUAUCUUUAAAUGUAUUCAUCGCAUCAAAGCAAACCCGAAAGCUGAAAUCGAGGGAAAAAAAAGAAAUCAUUCUCAUCCAUAGCAUAUAAGAAUCAUAUUAUUAUCAGUUCAUGUCCUGUAAAAUGAGCUCUGCCCGUUAAAAAAAAGCCCUAAGUUGAAUGAAUGGAUGAAGAUUCAGGAGAACAUUGAGCAGAAUCCACCGCCGGCUAACCUCGUCGAGGAGAAUGUUUGAGGUCUUAAAAUCCCGAAAGAUGACCGGCUGUUCGGCCUCGUGGAGGAACGCGAGCCCCUUGGCAGCUCCGAAGGCGACUUUCAUUCUGAUGGACCAAGGGAGGGGCAGCAAUUCUACCAGGAACAGGGUGGGCAGUUGGGUCAGUUCGUCAGAAUCGGCGGCAAUCAACCCUCCGUCAAGCAGAAUUGAUCGUCUGGGGGGGUGAGAAAUGGGAGGAAUUACUUGAAAAGAGGUUAAUUUCUGCGCUGCCCCGGGUCAUGAACUCGUAAACAAGCACACGGUGGUCGUCCUCGCAGCAAUACCCGACCAGCUUGACCAGAUUUGGAUGCGAGAGCUGGCCCAGGUAGAUGACCUCCGCCUGCAACCAUCACAGAAUCGAGAAUAAAAGAGAGGGAAACCUAGCCCGGGGAAGAAACAUCAAGAAAACUGGUGGGAAUUCAUGGUACCAGCCAUUCCCGGUGGCCCUGAAAGCUCCUCUCGCCGUCGUGGACCUUGACGGCAACAUCAAUGGGCGAGAUCCCCUGCCUUAGAUCUUUAGGGACGAACCCCUUGUAGACCCUUCCGAACCCUCCUCCGCCUAAGACAUGGUCUUUCCUGAAAUUGCCCGUUAUGGUCUUCAGCUCGAGGAACGUGAAUGCGAUCAGCGGGUUGCUCCCCUGCUCUCGCCGCAGAUCCUCCACCUCUUUAGGAUUCGACGGCAUUCUCUGGCUGGCCUGCGUCUCAUAUUUCACCGGAUCCUCUAACGCGGGAGAUUCUGAUCGUACAAGAAAAACAGAGGCCGCUGAGAGUAAGCAUCUAGCGCCGAAUCGGGUGGUUUCUAUCCGCUUCAUCGAGAAUUAAACCGACGGGAUUGAAACCUUCAUCGCAAGAACUCCCCGCGAAUAAGAUCUCAGAACUUUCAGAGGCGAAGACGAUGCGUAACAACGGGGAGGAGGAAACAAGAACCCAGGAAGGAAAACCACCUGACUUCGUGUGGGAGGAAAUUCCGUAAACGGAUGGGCUCCAACUGGUCCAGCAGUUUCCCAUCAACCUCGCAGCCGCAGACUCCCGCCUCACCAGCAGGCCAUCCCAGGCUUGGAGAAAAUUGAUGGAGAAGCGGAGAAGGAAACAGGAACGGACAAAGAACAGACAACUGUUUCACCGAUGCACUUUCUAGUCUGGACCCCGUUUGUUUCUGAUGGAGAACGGGAAGUAGGUGAGGAGGGAGAUGGGAGAGGAGGAGCGUCGAAUUGUGGAUGGAAAGGCUCUCCCUCUCCUUCUGUGGACACUUUUAGUAUCUACUGAAUCUGAAAUCCUCUGGGUAG